Messenger RNA from Moesziomyces aphidis, 2232 nucleotides. NCBI's taxonomy places the organism in Eukaryota, Fungi, Basidiomycota, Ustilaginomycetes, Ustilaginales, Ustilaginaceae. The record is from the annotation of a GenBank genome assembly.
AUGUGUAUGCGAUCUCUGACGACGCAGUCUCCCUCGAACUGGAGUGACUCUUCUCCGUCGUCGCCACGCUCGCUCGUCGCCGGUACGUCCGUGUCACAGUCGCCCAGCGGGGCUGGAACCGCGGCUCACGCGUGUGCGGUGGGGUCGAUCCGCAAGCGUGUGGUGCGCGCCUGCGAGGUGUGUCGCCGCAAGAAAGUAAAGUGCAAUGGCCAGAAGCCGUGCAGCCACUGCAUCUCGUUUGCGGAAGAAUGCAUCUACGUCGACGUCAAGGACCGCUCCGCCUACAGCAGGCGCUACGUCGAGUCGCUCGAGCUGCGGCUCGCCAAACUCGAACACGCAUGGUCCAUGAUGCUCCAGCACCGCUGCCAUCCGCACUGCCGUCGUGCACUCAGCCCGGCAGGGGCUCCCGAUGGCCACGCACUCGACUCCCGACCGACAUGCAAGACGGCAUCGGCCUCUGCGCAACUUGCCGCAUCGGGCCGGACCGAGUCAGAUACGGUGGCGCUGCCCAUGCUUUCCGCCACGCACCUCAUCGCUCAAGCAUGCGCUACGCUCCAAGCCCUGCAACCUAGCAGACAGCUAGCACUCCAGACUGUUCAAAGCAAGACCAAAGACGAGGCACCGCACGCCUUGACGCUGCUUCCGUUACCGGAGGGCGCCAGAUUCUACGCGCUGCUCGAAUGCUACGCCCACCGCGUGCACCUGUUCUUUCCCGCCGUCUCGCUGGCCGAGGCGCAGAGCGCCUGGGAACGUGUCUCGUCCUCCUCCCCCCUGCCGAGCGUAUUGGAUGCCGAGACGGUAGCGCUGGUGUACGCGAUCAUGUCGUGCGCGUCGCAAGCCGUAAUUCCCGCCAACGUCGCGGAAAACUUCAACACAUACGGCUCAUCGACUCAAUACGAUGCGCAAGCUCGGCUGUGGACGAGCUUUUUCGCCAAGCCCAGUACACCAUCUACCCGACAGCUGCAUGGUCUGCAGGCGUUGGUUCUGCUAGCGUACGCCGCUGCUGCACGUGGGGAGGCGGAGAAUGCGCGCAGACACCUCGACCACGUACACGGCCUAGCAUCUGCCGUAGCACAGCCGAGCUGCGACGAGAACCAGCAAGGGGUGGCGGGCGUGCUGCGGCUGCUUCCGAUGCUGCAGAUGCUGGUGGACGGUCUGCAGAGUGGGAUCGGACCGGUGGAGCAUCUCCCGAGCCAGACAGCGGCUUCGUGCAGCAGCUCCGCAGAUCUUGCGGGCGAACUUGCCGAGCUUGCCUCGCUGUGCAGCACUGCUGGCUCGGUCGGUCGCACGAUGGUCGAGCUCCUCUCCUCUCCUCCGGGCGAGACGGAAGCAAAGCAAAGAGCGGUUGAGCAGGAAAGCCUGUUGGAAUCGUGGUACGAUCGGCUUCCGCUCUCCUUCCGAUCGUCUCCCGGUGCGCAAAGCGAGCCGAUUUCGGCAGCGGCUAGUUGCAUCGCGUUUGUAUCGCUACAGCACUCCCGACUGCGGCUGCACCUCGCACUACUGCACAGUCAAGACCAGGCAGGUGGCGAGCAGGAUGCGACUCGAUGCAUGCAGUUGGCCAUGCACACACUGCGCGCAUCCGACACGGUACUGCGAUUCCUACCGCCAAGCCCGUGGCUUGCGCUCCAUCUGCAGUGCUACGCCAUGGCCGCUGCGUUUGUACUCAAGCGCGUCCUGAACGAGCCGCCUUCAGCCGCGGCCAGGAUCGUGGCGGAGGUAGAAGCCACUUUGACCGGGAUUCGCCGAUCGACCGACAUCAUGGACGGCGCAAAGGAGGUGGUUGAUGAUCUGCAGUCGCUGUCUUCGCACGUUCGAGCAGCGUUCCAGAUCGCACUGGACCAAGACAGGAACCGGUCGGCGUACAUGCAGGUAGUCGACGAAUCAACGGCCAAACGAGUCCGCACCGAGCAAUCCGACGCAACAAAUCCCACAGCUGACGCCGUUGAGGCUUGCAUGCCCGCGCACGCUUCGACCCACGCCACUAUCAAUGCUAGCUUGGACUCACCUCCCCACUCCUGGCCCAGCAACGCCGUGGUGCAGGUAGACGCACUGACACUGACCCAGCUCUGGCCGUCUUCCACCCUGCCUGCGCUCGGCGUCGCACAGCAAGCAACACCAACCUCAACCAACGACGUCGGCGCAUGCUCGUCGCAGGCCCAGGCAGAUCUCGUCGCCGGCCUCCUCGAAGGCCUCAUCGGCCACCACCAGCAACUGCGCCCCGCAAGUCUCUAG